Strongylus vulgaris is the source of this 189-nucleotide messenger RNA. NCBI's taxonomy places the organism in Eukaryota, Metazoa, Nematoda, Chromadorea, Rhabditida, Strongylidae. The record is from the annotation of a GenBank genome assembly.
GUUGGAGAGCGAGUUCGGCUAGUACUCGAUUGUGAUCGACAUAUUGUCUACUUUGAACGUGCAGGCAGUGAAUUUCUCGGACUUGCCUUCACAGAUUUACCACCAGUCAAGCUAUUCCCUGCUAUUUGUGCAGUUUAUGGAAAUACAGAGGUUUCGAUGGUUUACUUGGGGCCACCAGUGAUCGGUUGA